Messenger RNA from Cercopithifilaria johnstoni, 3093 nucleotides. The record is from the annotation of a GenBank genome assembly. NCBI's taxonomy places the organism in Eukaryota, Metazoa, Nematoda, Chromadorea, Rhabditida, Onchocercidae.
AUGAGUGAAGUAUAUAAUUUAGAUAAUGAGCAGACUUUUCUACCCAAUGCAUUGGGAGCCGAGAAAUUAAAACAUAAGAAGAGAAUAAAUAUGAAAACGAGAAAUGAAAAUGAAAAUACAGAAGAUGAAGGAAACAUAUCGAGAUUGGACUAUGAAUUAAGUUCUUAUGGAGAUUUGUUAGUCAGAGCUAUGAAACCGAUUCGUGGCCAGAAACAGCUCCUGAAACGCCUUUAUUCGGAUGUAGAUGAAGUGUUGGAGAAGUGUACAAUCAACGAACUUAGGCGUGCCGUUUAUGAACCUUGUUUUAUUACUUCAUUGGAAGGCAAGAAACUGGCAGCUCAUUUCAUUCUGAGAAUUGGUAUUGACAAAUUCUGGUUGUUAGUCAAGAAAGUAGUUACGUCCGAGAAGACUAGCAAGGUGCAAUGUGUCAACUAUGGUGAGGUUUUAUUAUUGGCCUGGAAAAACGUUGUGAAGGAUGGUGUCAAUAAAUUCCAGGAUCGGCUGGAAAGAAUUUUUAUGGACGUCGUCUAUUAUGCCUUACAGCAUCUUCGUUGUAAUAAAAAAUUUAUGGCGAUGCUCGAAUGUUUCGGGAAAGCUAGAAGCAAACAGAUUGAUGCAAUGAUAUACCGUACAUUCGAGCCGAAUUUGUGGCGUUGUUUGAAGGCGGCUAACGAAACAGUGCGAUACAAUGCUUGCUGCUUAUUUUUGCCGUUCUAUCCAUUUGUGUCGGAUGACGAUAUCGAAAAUGCGGAAAAUAUCAGUAUGCAGCAAGGAAUAAUUAUCGAUCUUCUAAAGGAUGAUAGUUAUGGAAUUCGGUCUGAAGCAUGCAGGCGAACAUUAUUUAUAUUGAGCACUUAUUUCGACACAUUUCCUCUUGAUUUUAUCAAGCAAUGUUUGACGCAAAUUAUCGAUGUUUUAUCAGUGGAUAGUAUUGUUAGCGUAAGGAUAGCAGUUUACGAAGGAAUGCGCGAUCUUUUACGUUGCGGAAGCGCUCUAAAUGCUUGUGAACGGGCCCUAAAAUGCUUAUUUGAUAAUAGAGGAAUCAAUGACCGUUGUGAUCACGUUCGACUGGUUGCAUUUGAAUUACUGAAUGCGCUAGUAGGCCAUCGUUUCAUCAAGCUUAGCGAGGUGGUGAAGAUGGAUCGCAUUUUGAAGGUGUUUGCGCUUGAGGAAUCUGACAUGGUUCGAAAAGAGAUUGCAAAACUGUUACUGCCAUUUUAUAUGAAACCAGGACUGAGUCCGGAUGAGGUAAUCCGUCGCAUAAUUGUUAUGGGACAUGAGAGUGAAAUCGCUGCUUUAUCUUUCCAUCAUAUAAUUACUGCUGAAAAUUUAUUGCCAAUCGAACAUGCUGUACAACACGGGAAAUCAUUGGUGCUUGCUGUAUAUAAAACACUGCGUUCGUUGAAAGGAAUUGAUGGCUGCGAAACAGAUGAGGCGAUAUCUGUGUGCUCGGAAGCGACUACAUGUGAAACAUUCAUUGAGCCAGUCCAAGAUGAAACAAACGAAAAAUUCGAGCUUUGGCGUUCAUCGCAUUUGCUGUUAAACUGUUUGGUGGUAAUGUGGCUUCCGCUACGGCUUACUUUGGAUGACGAAAAGUAUGCAAAAGAAAACGAAAAUCUGAGGAGACUUCUCACUAAAUUAUUCAAAUUUGCAUUUUUGCAUUAUCGAAAUACGUCGAUUUUGGAAGCAGUGAUGCAUUUGGGCAAAACUUUGGACAACUGGAAGGAAGGAAGAGUAUUAGUGUUGCAGGAACUGUUACAAAAUUGUAGUUUAGAUGAUGAAAAAGCUACAGUUUAUUUAGAAGCAGCUACCAGUUGGGAUUUUUUGGCUCUCUUGAAAUUUAUCGAUGAUGCAUUCGAAACUGUGAAACGAGAAACGUGCGGUGAUAGUCCGCUAAAGAAGCGUGAAAAGAAGUCGAAACUUCCGAGCGAUGCGUUUAACAGAUCGUUAUUGUAUUUGGAUCGUAUCAUGAAACAACCCGAAAUAAGGCAUCAUUUGGAGUACAACUAUGCCAGUUAUGUUUCCAAAUAUUGCAAGACUCUCACUUCAUUGCGGCAGUUAAUUAUGGAAAAUAUUUUACAAAAAGGAUUUCGGUCCCCUAGCCUUACUUUUACUUUUGAAAAUAUAAUUCGCGGUAUCCGCAUGCAGUAUAUUCUGGCUGUUAUGAUUCUUAGUGGCAACAAGAAGGAUGACGAAGAAGAACUGUUGAAAAAUAUGCAGGAUGAUGUGAAGUGGUUAAAAGAGUCUGUUAUGCCAGAAUUUUUAAAGGAUCUGACCGAUGAGCAAUUGGACAUGAUAAUCAAAGUUUGCGAGACAUAUAUCUGUUUGUGGACGCAACAGCUUAAGACGUAUAACGCACCAUUUGCGUUCAGAGUAGAAUUGUGUGAUAUUCAGUGGAUUGAUAAUAUGAAAAACAGUCCUGGUGCUGUCAAACUUUUUACAGCUGUGAUAGAAUUGUUCAAAAAUUUGAUUAUUGCAGCGGCCGUCAAUAAUGAACUGGAAGAAAUAUCGGUGGCAAGUUUAUCUGUUUCCAUUUUCAAAUAUUUGACUACCUGUUCAAAGUGCAAGUUUAGCGAUUUUGACCGUAAAAAUGCAGCAGAAGGAUGGCUUUCUAUCUGCAACACUUUGAACAGCUUCAGUUUGCUAACGUCGAAUGCAAUUGCUAUGCAAGCAAAAACUAUUGCUAAUUUAGUUUUAGAAGAAUUUUCGGAGAUCAAUAAAAAGAACCCAAUUGGUCCGGGCUUGGAACUUAAUUUGGUCAUUGAUUUCUGGAUUAACAAAAUUUUGUUAAAGUACCGAUUAUUACGCUGCUCUGUACUUGCUUACCUCAAGGAUAAAAUUGAAGAUCUAUUUUCAAAUGCUGUGCAAGAGGACGAAAUCCAUUGUUGUGGAGCAGUGAUACAAUUUCUCUUGCUUCUUCGUAGUUCAGCAAAGAAAAUUCCGAGUACCCCAAUUAGCUGCAGCGUGCGGAAAGAUACAAAUUUGUAUGAAACAUGUGUGGAGAUAUUGGGUGAGCAAUUAAGGAGAUCAGGUUAUAAAUAUGAGAAAAAUGAAAUGUUUUUGCACAUGGAUGUUCUUCUUAAAGAACUGUAA